UCGUUUCACGAUUAUGACCUCACGAUUAUGAUCUUGGAAGAUUUCAAAUCACUUUUUUUUCAUUCAAAAAAUAUUUAUCUUAUUAUAUACGAACUUCGAUUAUCCUUUUAUGUAUUCUUUGCCAAUGAUAGAGGAUGGAGAUACCGAUAACGAUGGCGAUGAUGAUGGAGCGGUCGAUUGGUUCCGGUCGAGUUGCUCUAUCCUUAUGCUUCUUCUUUCGUCUCGAACAGAAUCAAUUCGGAUGGAAAGUAAAAAUUGGUCGGCGUUGACAAUAAAUCAGCAACGAUAACCGCGUGUUGCCGCGCGGUAAGUAUCGAUGUUAAUAUACGAUUUCACAGAAAAUUUUCGUAUUUCCGGAGUCGACAAUUGCGUUCGUUCGCGAAGGGUCUGUCUCUAGUCUGAACAUCGACAAUGUUCCACGAUCCGCGUAUACGUAAAAACGCAUACACAUGAAUCUAACAUCAGCGUUAAAGAGACCCCCGCCAUGUGGUGCAGCUAUUUCAGUGCUUGCUAUCUAUCGAACAGCUUGCCACCGAGUACGAGUACGAGUAUUGCUCGAACUUUGCCUCCAACAUCUUUACUUACGGCAAAGAUUCUCGCUUCCAGCAUCUUCCAGCGAAUCAAGCUCUUCGUGUUGACGAUCAACACGAUCAAAAUUUCUCCUUCUUAUAAAUAUACCGCCUUCUCAACAGAAUGGAAAUUAGAUGGAAUUUUUAACCAAUGUUUUACAUCGAUCACCGCAUUAUUGUUUAUCUAAAUUUUGAAUCUUAAAUGAUGAAUUUUAAUAUUUUCAACCCUAUCUACCUAUUUAUGAUGUAACUAUGUGAAAUAGAUUUAAUUUUCAAUAGAACUCGAAUCAAUUUCUCGAAAUCGUGAAUUCGAUAACAUGAUCAAAAUUUGAUCACGUUGUAUCACGUUAAUGAAGAUACUAUUUACUAUCGAAGUCGAUAUCGAGAUAUAUCGAAUGAUUUUUCUUUUUUUAAGAAACAUACGAUAAGGAACAUAUGAAAACAGUUAUGUUCUGCCGAGGAAAGAAACUAUAAAAAAGGAAGAGAAAAUCGAAAUAAAGUUAAGACGAAUUUUUAAGCAUUUUUAAGACAAGAUGGAUAAAUACGAGAUGAUAGAAAUCGUAGGAGAGGGAAGUUAUGGCAUGGUGAUGAAAUGCAAGCAUCGCGAGAGUGGACAAUUUGUAGCCGUUAAGAGAUUUCUUGAAACCGAGGAAGAUUACGAAGUGCGAAAAAUGGUAUUUCGAGAAAUCCGAAUGUUGAAAAAAUUACGCCACGAUAAUCUAAUAAAUAUGAUCGAAGUAUUUCGUCGAAAGAAACGAUUUUAUCUCGUAUUCGAGUAUUUGGAUCAUACUUUGUUGUACGAAUUGGAAAAUGUUGGAGGACGCGGUUUAGGUUUGGAAAUAUCCAAACGACAUAUUUAUCAAGUCCUUCGUGGAUUGGACUUUUGUCACGGUAAUAACAUAAUGCAUCGUGAUGUGAAGCCAGAAAAUAUCCUCAUAUCUUCGAAUGGAGUGGUGAAGCUUUGCGAUUUUGGAUUUGCACGUUUUGUAAAUAGUCCAAACGAGUCUUGCACGGAUUACGUGGCGACAAGAUGGUAUCGUGCCCCGGAAUUGUUAGUCGGUGAUCCUCGAUACGGCAGACCGAUAGACAUUUGGGCGGUAGGCUGUUUGUAUGCGGAAAUGGUGGUCGGGAAUCCUUUGUUUCCUGGUGAUAGCGACGUAGAUCAGCUCUAUCGAAUAACCAAAAUACUUGGAGGAUUAUGUAUGAAGCAUCAAACUUUAAUGAAUCAUAGCAGACCUGGUCAAAUAUUGCGGCUUGCGAGCGCGGAUGAGCUGAUAGGACCACCUCAGUCCGGUCUUUUCUCGAUUCGUAAAUUAUUUCCCAAAUGGGAUAUAGUCGCCAUCGAUUUUUUGGCUCAAUGUCUUCGUAUGGAUCCCGACUUAAGAUCAAAAUCUUUCAUGCUCUUGGAACAUCCGUUUUUUAUGCAAGAUCGAUUUGUCGAUAAAUUUCUUCUAGUUUUGAGAGAAAGUAUCGAUAUAGAAUCUUCUAUGAAUCCUUUGUUCAAUAAAAUAUUGAGCGAAAAAGAGCCGAGUGUUUUUACGAGUUUGUUCGAAUCAUCGUCGAAAACUAUUUGCCAACCUUCUUCCAGAUGGCACAUGCAUACCAUUAUCACGAAAGAUUUAAACGACAAAACGAAGUCCGAAGCGAUAGAUACGAUGGAAUUAUGCCAAACUUUGUCACCGGUGCGCAUCGAUUCCUCACGAAAAGUUUGUAACAUCGACACCAUUUCCGUCAUACCAAAUACAACUUAUAUUCGUAAAGUAAAGCAGAAAGGAAUUGUCGUUACGCAUGAUUAUUAAAAGAUUAUCACGUUAUAGCUUUUUUGAAACGUUCUACGAUCGUCCGAGUAGAGACGAUAAUAAAA
Apis florea (little honeybee) is the source of this 2433-nucleotide messenger RNA. RefSeq names its product cyclin-dependent kinase-like 4. NCBI's taxonomy places the organism in Eukaryota, Metazoa, Arthropoda, Insecta, Hymenoptera, Apidae. Gene Ontology annotation, biological process: protein phosphorylation. The record is from RefSeq and is a predicted model, not a curated record. Gene Ontology annotation, molecular function: ATP binding; protein kinase activity.